AUGAAUCGUAGUGACGAAGAAACUAUGAAGAAAACUAGUGUAGUGAACCUUGAUAAACUUUUGGAUGACUUCUCAGAGAUAGAAAAGAAAAUGUCAGAAAUUAAUGAAACAAAUAACCUACUUAUUCAUCAGCUGGAAAAAUGUAACAGAUUGCUAACAUUAAGCCAAUCAAAUGAGGAAUCAGUAAAAGAGGAAUGCAGUACUCUACAGAAUGUGAUAAAAGGGCUAACACAAACCAUUGAAAACCAGUGUAAUCUGAAAGAUGAAAAUGAUAGACUGAAGGGAACUAUUCGCAUCUUGGAAGAUAAAUUAAAGACUUGUGAACAGGAGUAUAAAGAUCAAAUUGAGAAACUCAUGAUAGAAAUUAAAAACAAAGAGGAAGACCACAAAUUAGAAAUAACACAGUUGAACUGCGAUAUAAGGAAAAAAUUUGAAGUAAAAGAAAUGGAGUAUAGAGAACAGAGAGAGAAAAAAGAACUGGAAAUAUUAGAGCUAACGAGACAGCUGAAAAUUCAAAAUGAAGAGAAGCAGAAUGAAAUAAUUAAACUGCAGAUAGAGUUCAAUGCUAAAUUGGCAAGAGCUCAGGAUAAAACCACCAAAUCCUUUUCAGAUGCUUCAGUCUUGCCACAAAGUAUCUAUCGAAGGAAGCUGCAGCAUCUCCAGGAAGAGAAAAACAAGGAAAUUGAAAUUCUCCGAAACACCAUAAGAGACUUGGAGCAACGUCUUAAUAAAAGCCAAGAUCUGCCCUUCAAACGGAGGAGAUUCUGAGUAAAUGACAUUAAGUAUUUCAGUGUUUCAAACUGUGCAUCUCAAAAUAAAAACAAGAGAUGAAGAAAGUAUGUUUUAUUGAAAACGCUCUUGUCAGAUAUUCCAAAGACAUGCAUUCUGUAUAUAUUCAGAGCUUCUCUCUUGCUAAUCAGCAUUCACAAUAAAAAUAUUCAGGUUUUCUAGGAGUAGUAAUUUUCCCAUUAAACCAUCAUUAAUUAUGGUGUAUGCUUUCAUAGCAGUUUUCUUUUCAUGAAUAUUCUCUUCUUCAUCCAGGAAUCCUUCAAACAACUGGAUUUACUUCCACUCAGUUAAUCAAACAUUAGGAAUGCUAA
Catharus ustulatus (Swainson's thrush) is the source of this 1100-nucleotide messenger RNA. RefSeq names its product coiled-coil domain containing 152 (gene CCDC152). Bases 1 to 768 code for a protein of 255 amino acids. The transcript has 8 exons. Lineage: Eukaryota; Metazoa; Chordata; Aves; Passeriformes; Turdidae. The record is from RefSeq and is a predicted model, not a curated record.